AUGUGCGACGAAUUUGGCUGUAACUCCCUGGAAGCCGAGGCUGGUGUGGCGCUCUAUGCGUGGGCGGCAGGCCUGAUGCCGCUGUGCAUUGCUCCCAUCUCUGAGGAGCUUGGCCGCCGUCCAGUGUACCUGUUUGGUUUGGCAUUGUUCUGGGUCUUCCAUCUCGUCAACGCAGUGGCACAGAACACUGCAACUGUGCUCGUCUCUCGUUUCGUUACCGGCAUGGCUGGUUCUAUCGGCUCGGGAAUUGCAGCUGGCAGUCUCUCAGACAUCUAUACCCCAGCUCACCGAGGAUUCCCCAUGCUGCUCUCCGGGUUCUGCGUCUACUUUAGCACAGGUCUCGGUGGAACAGCCUUUGCAUACGUCACAACCCAUCUCGGAUGGCGAUGGGUUUGGUGGAUCCACGUCAUCUACAUUGGCGCCACAGUCCCCAUGUUCAUCUUCAUGAUGCCUGAAACGCGGUCUGUCGUCAUUCUCCGCCGCUGGGCAGCCAAGUUGCGCAAGCAGCGCGGGCUCGAGGACGGCGGGAGGUACCUCACGCACGCCGAGAUGGAAAAGGUCAAGCUCAUUACGGCGCUCAGGACGAGCCUAGUGCGACCACUCGUCUUCCUCACCACCGAGCCGCUGUGCGUCUUCUUUGCUCUCUGGGUCGGUUUGGCAUGGAGCGUCAUGUACGUCCAGCUGGCGGGCCUCCCAUACAUGAUGCGCAACAUUUACGGCUUCGACACGGAAGGAGUUGGUCUCAUGUACCUGACCACCUCCGUCGGCGCAUUGUUCGGUAUCAUGGGCGGCUUGAUCCAGGAUCGUCUCUACCGCCGAAUGGCGCCCACAAAGGGUGUCGAGGCUCGUCUCUAUGCCCCCAUGUUUGGUGGUGUGCUCUUUGCCAUUGGGUGCUUUAUCACUGGCUUUACCGCAAUCCCCGGUGUCCCCUGGAUCGCAUCGGCCAUUGGGCAAGUCGUCAUGAUCGCGGCGAUCAUGACCAUCUACGUCACUGCUUUCACGUACAUCUCCGAGUGCUACGGCAUCUACGCCAGCUCGGCCAUUGCAGGCCAGUCAUGCUCGCGUAAUCUCGUUGGAGGCUGCAUUGGCUUUGCCACAACGUCCAUGUUCGAGGGCAUGACUGUGCGCUGGGCCAUUGUCAUGAUGGGCGGCAUCGCAUCCGUUCUCGCUCUCGUCCCCUUUGGAGCGUACAUUUACGGCCCCAAGAUCCGCGCUCGCAGCAAGUACAGCCGCCUCCUGAUGCACCAGGAACGCGAGGCCAUGGACGAAGAGCGUGUGCAGCGCCAAGUGCGAGGAAUGGACACCGCCGGAAUGGAGGAUUACGAGGGUGACGCAAACGAGAAGGACAUUCCGUGCUAG
This is a messenger RNA of Apiotrichum porosum, 1359 nucleotides long. RefSeq lists its product as uncharacterized. Gene Ontology annotation, biological process: transmembrane transport. The transcript has 4 exons. Gene Ontology annotation, cellular component: membrane. Lineage: Eukaryota; Fungi; Basidiomycota; Tremellomycetes; Trichosporonales; Trichosporonaceae. The record is from RefSeq and is a predicted model, not a curated record. Gene Ontology annotation, molecular function: transmembrane transporter activity. Bases 1 to 1359 code for a protein of 452 amino acids.